AUGGCGGAACGCCCACCCUCCCCGACACCCUCCGAACGCGCCCGCAAGGACGCCGAAGACCGCAAGCGCGAAGAAGAGGAACAGGCGAAACUGCCGUACAAAUGGACGCAGACUCUCGAAGAGGCGGAAGUCAGCGUGCCCAUACCGGGGAACCUCAAGGCGAGGGAUUUGAUUGUCGAGCUGAAGAAGGCGCACAUCAAGGUCGCGAUCAAGGGCCAGGAGCCCAUUAUUGACGGCGACUUCCCCCAUCCCAUACAAACGGACGACUCGACGUGGGUGUUGUCCACCAAGCCGGACGGAAACAAAGAAAUCCUCGUCACCAUCGCCAAAGCCCGCGGCUCCAAUUGGUGGGCGCACAUCGUCACUUCGGCGCCCAAGAUCGACACCACAAAGAUCGUGCCUGAGAACUCCAAGCUGAGCGAACUCGACGGCGAAACGAGGGGAAUGGUUGAAAAAAUGAUGUACGAUCAAAACCAGAAAGCCAUGGGCAAACCGACCAGCGAAGAGCAAAAGAAGGACGAGAUCCUAAAGAAGUUCAUGAAGGAGCAUCCAGAGAUGGACUUCUCGAAUGCGAAGAUCGGAUGA
This is a messenger RNA of Cladophialophora psammophila CBS 110553, 585 nucleotides long. RefSeq lists its product as uncharacterized. The transcript is spliced from 3 exons. Gene Ontology annotation, cellular component: cytoplasm. The record is from RefSeq and is a predicted model, not a curated record. Bases 1 to 585 code for a protein of 194 amino acids. NCBI's taxonomy places the organism in Eukaryota, Fungi, Ascomycota, Eurotiomycetes, Chaetothyriales, Herpotrichiellaceae. Gene Ontology annotation, biological process: protein folding.